AUGGCUAAAAAGAAGACUUUAUCUCAAGAGUUUGCUGAUCUCUUGAAGCCCCAAACAUUCGACUACGAUAUCGAGGAUAGUGAAAGAAUUGAUGCUGAUGAUGAUGAAAAUAACCAAAGUUCUGGAGAUGAAGAUGAUGAACUCAAGAAACAACAUUAUGUGAAGAUGAGUAAGAGUAAAUUGAGAAAGGAUGAGUUGAAUGUCAAUGACGCAAAGUAUAAAGGGGAUACCAUUAGCAGAAAAGAUUUGUACGGAUCAGUAGGGAAUAAUAUUGAUGAAAAUGCAUCUGAAGACAAUGAAUCUGACGACAAUGAAAGUGAAGAUAAUAACGAAGAAGGUGAAGAAAGCGAUUCAGGGGUUGACUUGAGUGCAGAGUCUAGCGACGAAGAACAAGAGCAGUCGGAUGAUGAGGAGGACCAUAAUGAUGAAGGCGAUGAACACAAAAGAGAUAAGAUUAAGGCAUUAAUGAAUACUGAAACUCAAUCAGACUCCCUCAAGGGUCACUUUGUUUUACAGCAACAGUCUCUCUAUGAUUCGAUAGUUGACUCACGAAUCAAGUUCCACAAAGGUUUGAGCACUUAUAAUCAAUUCCCACAAACAGCAGAAAAUGUCAAGAAAUUUAGUGAUGAAAAAACUGAGAAAUAUAUUAAAAAAACCGAAUCGGCUUUAUUUUCUUUGAUGGAUGCUGUUCUCGAGUUGAGACUUGCCAUGUACAAAAAGGAUAAAAUUGUCAAACAGGAUAAGGAGAUGAACAACAAGAAGAGAUCUUUAGACUCGUAUUUGCAGGAAUCUGAAGUCUUGGAUAAUACUUUGCAAGUGUACAGAAACGCCGUUUUGACUAAAUGGUCUCAAAAAGUUCAAUCGGCCUCAGGAUCCGCUGCUUUAAAUGCCUCCAAAUUCAAGGCUGUUAACCAAACUGCCGCGGUCCAAGUAGAAAAUAAUUUGUCUAAUAUGGAAAGAUUAUUGAAAAGAACAAAAUUGAAUAGAAGAAAUGUUAAACCUUUGGGAUACGUACCGCCAGAAUCAGACUCAUCUACUAAAAAGGCUGCGUUCGAUCCAUUACUCCAAGAAAACGAUAAGAUUUUCGAUGAUGAAGAUUUUUACAGACUUUUAUUAAGGGACCUUAUUGACAAAAAGGUGAGCAAUUCUGCGUCAACAAGUGAGGCAAACAUUAUCACAUUGUCUAAAGUCAACAAAUUCAAAAAGAAUGUGGAUACCAAGGCUUCAAAAGGCCGUAAACUUAACUAUAAAGUGCAAGAACAACUUCAAAACUACAUGGCACCAAAGUUUGAAGCUGGCAGAUGGGAUGACUAUCAAAUUGAUGAAUUUUUUGCCGGCUUGCUUGGCCAAAAAAUCAACAUGAAUGAAGAUGAUGAUGAAGACAGAGACGAUGAGAAAGUUGAAGAAGCAACAAAAGCGGAAGAAGAAGCGCUUGCAAACGAUGACAUCAAGCUUUUUGGCUGA
Molecule: messenger RNA, 1464 nt
Organism: Saccharomycopsis crataegensis
Lineage: Eukaryota; Fungi; Ascomycota; Saccharomycetes; Ascoideales; Saccharomycopsidaceae
Gene: BFR2
Product: rRNA-processing protein BFR2
Exons: 2
Coding region: 1-1464 (487 amino acids)
Biological process (GO): maturation of SSU-rRNA from tricistronic rRNA transcript (SSU-rRNA, 5.8S rRNA, LSU-rRNA)
Cellular component (GO): nucleolus; nucleus
Source: RefSeq, a predicted model, not a curated record